This is a messenger RNA of Juglans regia (Persian walnut), 894 nucleotides long. RefSeq lists its product as uncharacterized. Lineage: Eukaryota; Viridiplantae; Streptophyta; Magnoliopsida; Fagales; Juglandaceae. The record is from RefSeq and is a predicted model, not a curated record. Bases 28 to 630 code for a protein of 200 amino acids. The transcript has 2 exons.
AUAAGAAAUGGAAGGAAUGAGAUCCUAAUGGUCGAUGUUCUUCGCCCAGAUCAGUUCAUAUAUAUUAUCUCAAAAGUCUUCCCCCCCGGAAACUUUUCAUCAAUGGCUUCUCCACGCAAACUCAUCUCCCCGAUCUCUCUCCCCCUCCUGCUUCUCGUCCUUUUCUCUGAAACCCAUCCAUCUUUCUCCCUCAGAAACCCAAAACACAAUCCCAACCGUCUGUCUUCUCCCCUCCAAUCCGUCACAGACGUCCAUGACCUCCUCCCCCAGUACGGCCUCCCAAAGGGUCUCCUCCCAAACAACGUCAAGUCCUACACUCUCUCCGAUGAUGGUAGUUUCAGCAUCGAGCUCACAAGCCCUUGUUAUGUUCAGUUUGACCAGUUGGUUUACUAUAACAAGAAAGUCAAUGGAAAGUUGAGCUAUGGGUCUGUGUCCAGUGUGUCUGGGAUUCAAGCCAAAAAAUUGUUUCUUUGGGUCUCGGUCACUGGGAUCCAGGCUGAUAAGGAUUCGGAUUCGAUUGAAUUCUACGUCGGUGCUUUGUCGGAGAAGCUUCCGGCAAAACAGUUUGAGGAUGUUCCGGUUUGUAAGAGCAAGGCAUGCACUACAGGCGCACACCCGGAGUCUAUAUGAGGCGAAGAAAAUCUUUACAUGCUUAUGCACCACCCAUUCAGUUUGAAGCUCUCCAAGGUCAGCAAUACGAUGGGGCAACUGAAGCACAUAUGUAUAUGUUCAUAUAGGUAUUAUUUGAGAUGUUGGAUGAACUGUGUACUUGUUUCCAUAAAUACUGAGGCAUUGAUCUAGAAAUAGAUCUCCUCUUCUCCUCUAAGAUCCAUGAUAAAAAAUUUAUAAGUUUCAUUUAUAUAUUCCAAUGUUAAAGCCGUGUUAUUUUAUAUA